UAAGCAAGUUGAUCUUACUGUCGUAAACUCCUGGUUGGAGUUAGAUAUUGUUGCUUCUUUUCCGGCUUUGAAGGCUUGUUUAGAAAGGCGUCAGUGUCGCUGCCUCUCUCCGUGACUGGCUCUUUUUGCAAACCAGUAAUUCGAGUUUGUAUUUUUUUUUUUUUAAAGUCUAUGCCGUACGGUGGCCGAGGAGGUUCCAGCUCGGCGGAAGUGUCCUGCGGGUGGGUGUGAACGUAAAGGCCCGGGCCAAAGGUGCACGUGGCGGCGGUAGGAAAGAUCAUGUCUUUUCGAGGCGGAGGUCGUGGUGGCUUUAACCGAGGUGGUGGUGGUGGCGGCGGCUUCAACCGUGGUGGCAGUAGCAACAACCACUUUCGAGGUGGAGGAGGCGGCAGCUUCAGAGGCGGCGGCAGAGGAGGAUUUGGACGAGGGGGUGGCCGCGGAGGCUUUAACAAAAGCCAAGAUCAAGGACCUCCGGAACGUGUAGUCUUAUUAGGCGAGUUCCUGCAUCCUUGUGAAGAUGACAUAGUUUGUAAAUGUACCACAGAUGAAAAUAAGGUGCCUUAUUUCAAUGCUCCUGUUUAUUUAGAAAACAAAGAACAAAUUGGAAAAGUGGAUGAAAUAUUUGGACAACUUAGAGAUUUUUAUUUUUCAGUUAAAUUGUCAGAAAACAUGAAGGCAGCUUCCUUUAAAAAACUACAGAAGUUUUAUAUAGACCCAUUUAAGUUGCUGCCACUGCAGAGGUUUUUACCUCGACCUCCUGGUGAGAAAGGACCUCCGCGAGGUGGUGGCCGGGGAGGCCGAGGAGGAGGAAGGGGAGGAGGUGGCGGCAGAGGCGGCGGUAGAGGUGGUGGAUUUAGAGGUGGAAGAGGAGGUGGUGGCUUCAGAGGAGGAAGAGGGGGUGGUGGUUUCCGAGGGAGAGGACAUUAGAUAUAGCAUCUGACAGACUUCAUCAGUUGACUUCUGCUUUAACUGCAUGAUCUGCUUCUGCUCUGGAUUGGAAACUGAUGUCUUGAGCAAGUCUUGGAAGAUGUAGUCAUUUUGUGACAGUGGAGUUGGUGUGUCAGUGUUAUGCAUAAAUGAGUGCAGCAGAACCAUCAUUUUAGCUCUGAAAGAGCAGAAAUAAGUCUUUAUAUUUUGUAUAGUGCCUGGUACUCUGUGGGUGCUUAAUAAAUGGAAAGGAGUUUUCAUUUGAAUCGUAUAUGAAUUUUUUAAAUAAAAUGUUUUAUUCCUUUAAA
This is a messenger RNA of Marmota flaviventris (yellow-bellied marmot), 1235 nucleotides long. It is a transcript of the gene Rrh, whose product is annotated as retinal pigment epithelium-derived rhodopsin homolog. NCBI's taxonomy places the organism in Eukaryota, Metazoa, Chordata, Mammalia, Rodentia, Sciuridae. Gene Ontology annotation, molecular function: box H/ACA snoRNA binding; G protein-coupled receptor activity. Gene Ontology annotation, biological process: snoRNA guided rRNA pseudouridine synthesis; visual perception; G protein-coupled receptor signaling pathway. Gene Ontology annotation, cellular component: box H/ACA snoRNP complex; membrane. The record is from RefSeq and is a predicted model, not a curated record.